Molecule: messenger RNA, 425 nt
Organism: Colletotrichum navitas
Lineage: Eukaryota; Fungi; Ascomycota; Sordariomycetes; Glomerellales; Glomerellaceae
Exons: 1
Coding region: 33-344 (103 amino acids)
Source: RefSeq, a predicted model, not a curated record
CGGUCUACAAUCUACCCAAGGCAUCUUUGCCCAUGUAUAGUGGCUUUCGGAUGUGGUGCCAUGGAGAGAAAACCAGACAGACCCGGGCAGGCUGUGCAGCUUCAACCGCUGGUUCAGCUCGUACGGCUGUGGUGGGUGCACCGGCGCGCGCAUCGUCACUUUUCACAACGCGAAACCCCCAGCAGGUCCUGCCUGUCCUUCUCAAACACGCCAAUAAUAGCCGACUGUCCCCGGUGAUUGUAGUCUUUUUGUGUGUCUCGGCGUUUGAACGCAACGGUGGCCUUCCGGAUUCGGGAACCUCCUUGCCCUCCACAGGCCGGAUCGACUGGUUGGCGCCCAGAUAAACCAGGAACUUAGAAGCAAGAAAGCCCGAGGCCUUGGAGAGUUUUGAACCACACUUUUGCUAUAACAAUGAUGCCCUACGG